AACCAGUGUUCGAUACUAACCAUAGAACACCUUGUCGCCGCUGCGACGACGUUGCCUUAGCCACUCCUCAACCGAGGUCCCUUCGAGGGUGCUCGACUAAUACGCUAUGGCUUUCCUAUUCAAAUCCAAGAAGAACCAGGACAGGAACGUCCAAAGCCGCGAUGGGGGUCCCGGAUCGUCACCUCCUGUCCAAAGCCCUGCCGGGCGCAUUGCUAGAGAGGAGAAGCACUCUCGGUCAACACCAACAGGAAGUGUGAAUUCCUUUGACGAAAGUACACCUAGCCCGGAUGCUGAGAAGUAUGCCCCUCGUCGUGGCCAAGAUCUAUCACAGCAGAUGCAACAACCUCAACCUCAACCUCAACAACAACAGCCGCCGCCGCCGCUCCAGCCGCCGCCGCAGCAAGCCGGCAGCGAUUUGCCUUUCCGCAAUACUCCCCCGCAAGGCGCGAAUUCCUCGUUAUACCCUUGGUCCCAACGACGCUUGACGUUCACUGCAUCUAUACCCAGUCCGUUCCCGAGAUAUGGGGCCGCGGUCAAUUCCGUUUCGUCUAAAGAAGGCGAUAUCUAUAUUAUGGGCGGUUUGGUUAACAGUUCGACCGUCAAAGGCGAUUUAUGGAUAAUUGAAGCUGGAGGGAAUAUGUCUUGCUAUCCGCUCGCUGCAACAUCUGAGGGACCCGGACCAAGGGUUGGCCACGCGUCUCUCUUAGUUGGCAAUGCAUUUAUUGUAUACGGCGGCGAUACCAAGAUUGACGAGACGGACAUUUUGGAUGAGACUCUAUAUCUUCUCAAUACUUCCACAAGACAAUGGUCGAGAGCUCUGCCGGCUGGUCCUCGACCGUCGGGACGCUACGGCCACUCUUUGAACAUCGUCGGGUCCAAGAUAUAUAUCUUUGGUGGUCAAGUCGAAGGCUAUUUCAUGAAUGAUUUAGCGGCCUUCGAUCUUAACCAAUUGCAAAUGCCUAACAAUCGAUGGGAGGUGCUUGGCGAGAAUACCGAAACUGGAGGCGCGCUGCAAGGCAAGGUACCACCGGCCAGAACUAAUCAUUCUAUGGUCACCUUUAACGAUAAGAUGUACUUGUUCGGCGGUACCAAUGGCUUUCAAUGGUUCAACGACGUAUGGUGCUACGAUCCUGCAGUCAAUAAAUGGUCUCAGUUGGACUGUAUAGGUUACAUUCCCGUCCCCAGAGAAGGACAUGCUGCUGCUCUUGUAGACGACGUUAUGUAUAUUUUUGGUGGACGUACGGAAGAAGGUUCUGAUCUAGGCGACUUGGCUGCGUUCCGAAUUACGUCUCGUCGUUGGUAUACUUUUCAGAAUAUGGGACCCUCACCGUCGUCUCGAUCCGGUCAUAGUAUGACCUCUGUAGGAAAGUCGAUCGUUGUAGUUGGGGGCGAGCCGAGUUCGACUCCAAAUCAGGUCAGCGAUCUCUCGAUUGUAUAUGUUUUAGACACCACCAAAAUCCGGUACCCCAACGAUGCGCAAAUCCAGUCUACCACCCAGAAGAUGCAACAAAGGCGUCCAAGUGGUGGCGACAUCCCCGGGGUCAGGCAGACACCAUCUCGCGAGGGCUCUAUUGGACCAGAUCCGAAACGAGUAGCUAGCCCUAACAGCCCAACUAAUAGCUCCGGAAAAGGCGGUACCGGUAUCGACAUGAAUGGACCCCCGCCUGUCAGUAACGGAUUAUCGAAGCUUCCAAGAGUCGCAGGCACCUCUACACCUUCAGGCCCUCCACCUCCGGGCCAAGCUCCUCGACCAAGUAUUGAAGGGAAUGCGAACGGCCGCCGCCCUAGGAAUGCAUCUAUCGAAAGAAUAGAGAGGGAAGCUGUGCGUACCGGUUCACCUGGCAUCAGCAGUCAAAGCCAAUCCCCCGUACCAAGAGAACUGGUAAAAGAGGAAAUUCCAGUCAUGAAUGGAAGACGAACACCGAAUCAGCAAGCCCCUAGGAGUGGUUCGCGGUCAGAAAAUCAAAUAGAUGAGAAAUCAAAGUCAAGGAUGUCGUCGCGUCAGGCCCGGAGUCAGGGGUCCGUUGACAGCAGCACGGAGCCAACACUUAAAACUGUGGCUAACCGUCCGGCUUCUCCACCUCCACCGACUCGGCAACCAAGUAAUCCUUUGUCGCGAAGAACUUCGAAUAGAAAUUCUCAGACCGUUGUUCUGCUAAAGGAACUUGACAUCGCCCGCAAUCGAACCGCAUGGUACGCAUCUGAGCUAGAAUUAGCCCGCAAAGCUGGAUACAUGCCAAAUGCAACUCUUAGUCCUACUCUCGAAUCUCGAGCCGCGGACACGUUCGAUGAUGAUGACAAGCGGCUCAUUGAAUCGCUCUUGGCUAUGAAACAGGAGCUGGCUAAUGUCCAAACCUCCAUCGAUAAGCAAGCGAUCCUUGCAGCAAAACAGAUUGCUGAGGUAGAACGACAGCGUGACGCUGCCGUCCGUGAAGCAGUCUAUGCCAAGGCAAAAAUAGCAGCCCAAAGCGGAAGCGCAGCCAGUACGCCGCAACUGGACGGCGAGAGAGAUGUUGAUAGUGGCGAUCGUUCUUCAGAGCUAAAUAAGAAACUCGCAUCAGCACUAAACAUCCAAAAAGAGUUGCAGAACAAUAUCGCAAAAGCUACUUCAGACCUUGAAGCGGAAAGACGAGCGCGACAGCUCGCAGAUGAGACCUUGAGCGCUACUCAAAAGCGUAUAGCUGAAUUGGAAGCGUACAAACAGCAAACGUCUUCCGAGCUUGAACAGCUGAGGGCAGAAUUGCACAUGGUCCAACGUGAGGCGCGAGAGCAAUCAGUUGCCGGUGCUGAAGCGAUUGCUGCUAUGCAACUUCUGCGCAUCGAGAAGGAUGAGUAUGAAAACAAAUAUAACGAAGCUACCGGUAACUCCCAAGAGUAUAGUGAGACCUUAGAGUCUCUUCGAGAAGCUGUAGUAGCAUCUGCGGAUAUGCGCGCUCACCUUGAGCGGAAGCUCGAUGAGGAACGGGCUCAGCGAGAAGCAAUCGAGUCCAAACUCACUAAGCUUAAGGCAGAACAUGAAGCGCAUGCUGCUGAACUGGAGACCGUGACGCAAAGGCUGCGAGAUGCAGAGGAACUCGCGGAGCGACAUGCAACUGAAGCAAACGCUCAUCGGCAAGCUUUGAUUUCCGGACUAGAAAAGGUUGCCAAGGAUCCCAGCAAAGGAAACCGAGCUGACGCUGAACGCAUCGUGGUGCUUCAAGGUCAAGUUGAGGCGGCAAACAAUCUUGUCAAGAAAUACCGGGAGGAGGCUGACGUUGCUUCGGAUAAGCUCCGAAGCGCUGAGGAACGAAUCGCAGGACUUGAAGCAUACCAGGAACAAUCCAGCAGGGAAGGCGUAUCGAUUCGUCGGCAACUGCAAUCUGCCUUGAGGGAAACACAAUCGCUUCAGGCUUUGAACUCCGAUCUCAAGAACCAGCUUGCUAACCAGCAGCUCGAGACCAACGCCAUAACAGUUCAGCAUAAUACCCUGAAAGAUAUUCUAGCUGAAAGGGGCAUCAGCCCGACCAAUCUUGCUCGUGUGCGAGAGAUGGGCUCUAGAACCAGUUCGCCUAACCCUUCUCGCACUAACGAUCUUGAACGGCAGCUUGCGCAAGCAGUUGCUGCCCACGAAGAGACAAAGCAGGUUUUUGCCGCCCAAAUUCAAGAGUCUGAGACUACUUAUCGCAACAGAAUAGUCCAAUUAGAGAACGACUACCAGUCUGCCGUCCACUAUGUUAAGGGCACAGAGAAGAUGCUUAAGAAGAUGAAGCAAGAGCUUGCCCAAGUUCAAUCCGAGAACAACCGUUUAAAGAACGAAAAUCUCGAGCUAGAGGAACGUUCCAGCCUCCAUGACAAUGCCAGGCCUGCGGAUUGGGAAGCUGAGCGCGAGGAGCUAGAGGAUAAGAUAGAGGGUCUCCAGGAACAAGUCAAGUCAACUUCCGCACAACUUGAACAAGAACUUGUAGAAUUGCGGAAGAAGCUAGAUGCUACCAACCAAGAGCGUGACAGCACAGCCAGGUCCCACAAUGACGUUGCAGAACAACUAACUAUUCGAGAGAAGGAGCUUGAGCAAAUGCAGCAGGAGAAUGCCCUCCUAGAGAAGCGAGUGCAGGAUGCCGAACAAAAAGUUAGUCUACUACUCGACCAGGUAGAAAAUUCAGUUGAUAAUUAUCGGAGACGCAGUCGAAUAAGCACCGAUCAAAUGAAUAUUGGCGCUCCUAAUCCGAACGGCGGCUUGGGACAUACUCGACAAGAGAGUUCAGAGGCGGGAAGCUCUUACGGUGGUGUUGGCAAUAAUAGAAACAGCGCGGCUCUCGAUGAUUUGGCCAACGAACUUGAUAUGUUACGGUCCCACUGGGAGACGACAAACAAGAACUAUCGACUUUCAACUAACUUCGACUUCGAAGGACUCGGAACCAAAAAAGAGAGCGACGCCGUCGGUCUCAGCGAGAGCUUAGCUGACUGGAGGAAGCGGCUCGACGCGGAGGAGCGCGCGACUGACAACAUAGGGGCCGCCCAGGGCAAUCAUGCCUCGUAAAUACCUUGGUCUUCGAAACCCAAAGGCGGAAUUCCUAGGAAAACAUGCUGAUGGCCAGCCUUGUCAAUCUCCUAAUAAAUAAUACCCUUGUACAGCACCUACGAUGUGUAUCAGAACACAUUUGUUUUUCACGAUUCAUCACUUCCUCUUUCGAUUCGGUUCUGUCCU
This is a messenger RNA of Daldinia loculata, 4684 nucleotides long. RefSeq lists its product as uncharacterized. Gene Ontology annotation, biological process: regulation of cell shape. The transcript is spliced from 4 exons. The record is from RefSeq and is a predicted model, not a curated record. Gene Ontology annotation, molecular function: protein binding. NCBI's taxonomy places the organism in Eukaryota, Fungi, Ascomycota, Sordariomycetes, Xylariales, Hypoxylaceae. The coding region runs from base 107 to 4516 and encodes 1469 amino acids.